CACCAUGUCUAUGAACAUCUUCAGCGACGAGGCCACCGAAGAAAAGGCCGAAAAUGCGCGUCUUUCUUCCUUCGUCGGUGCUCUCGCACUCGGCGAUCUCGUCAAAUCCACCCUCGGCCCAAAAGGCAUGAACAAAAUCCUCCAAUCCAUGUCUUCAGGCGACAUCAACGUCACAAACGAUGGUGCCACAAUCCUCAAAGCCAUCCAGCUUGAUAAUGCCGCUGCCAAGAUCCUUGUCAAUAUCUCGAAAGUCCAGGACGAUGAAGUCGGAGAUGGAACCACAAGUGUUUGCGUGCUUUCGGCAGAGUUGUUGAGGGAGGCGGAGAAGUUGAUUGGGAUGAGGAUCCAUCCGCAGACGAUUGUGGAGGGUUUCCGGAUUGCGAGUUUGGCUGCAUUGAAGGCAUUGGAAGGGGCUGCCGUGGACCACGGCUCAGACCCAGCAACGUUCAGGCAAGAUCUCAUGAACAUCGCACGGACAACAUUGUCCUCAAAAGUCCUCUCCCAAGACAAAGACUACUUCGCAAAUCUGGCUGUGGAUGCUGUUCUGCGGCUAAAGGGUUCUACAGAUUUGGAGCAUAUCCAGAUCAUCAAAAAAGUCGGUGGCAAACUGACAGAUUCCUACCUUGAUGAAGGCUUCAUCCUCGAUAAGUCAAUAGGCGUCAACUGCCCCAAGCGUCUUGAGAAUGCCAAAAUUCUGAUCGCCAACACUUCCAUGGACACCGAUAAGAUCAAGAUCUUCGGGGCCCGUGUCAAAGUCGACGGUACUGGCAAACUCGCAGAACUCGAGCGCGCAGAACGGGAAAAAAUGAAGGCCAAAGUCGACUCCAUCGCUUCGCACGGGAUCAAUGUCUUCGUCAACCGUCAGCUCAUCUACAACUACCCCGAAUCUCUUCUCGCCGAGAAGGGCAUCCUCACCAUUGAACACGCCGAUUUCGAGGGUGUCGAGCGGUUAAGUCUGGUCACCGGCGGUGAGAUCGCGAGUACAUUCGAUAGGCCAGAUCUCGUAAAGCUAGGCAAGUGCGAGUUGAUCGAGGAGAUCAUGAUCGGCGAGGACAAGUUGAUCAAGUUCUCCGGCGUCGCAGCCGGCGAAGCGUGCACCGUCGUCCUCCGCGGUUCCACCAACCAAAUGGUCGACGAAGCCGACCGCUCCCUACACGAUGCCCUCUCCGUCCUCUCCCAGACCGUAAAAGAGACCCGGGUUGUCCUCGGCGGCGGAUGCGCAGAAAUGCUCAUGUCUGUUGCGGUGGAGGACGCGGCGAAGACGGUGAAGGGGAAGAAGGCUCUCGCGGUCGAAGCGUUUGCGAGGGCUCUGAGACAAAUCCCGACGAUCUUGGCGGAUAAUGCGGGGUAUGAUUCGAGCGAUCUCGUUACGAGGCUGAGAGCGGCGCACUAUGAGGGCAAGGCGGAUGCGGGGCUUGAUAUGGAGCAGGGUACGAUCGGCUCGAUGAUGCAGCUCGGUGUCACGGAGAGCUACAAGCUCAAGCGACAGGUUGUCUCUAGUGCCAGUGAGGCGGCAGAGAUGAUCAUCCGGGUGGAUGACAUCUUGCGCGCCGCACCACGGAGACGAGAGGGGAUGUGAACGCGUUACAAUAGCAUGACGAUAGAGUAAUGGUACGCAGUGAAUGAAUGACCAGGAUCAUUUGUACUUUUUUUCUGCCUGGAUUCUCUAGCUUUGCGUGGCCUGAAUAACGGCCGUGUGCGGAACCAGAGCCAGCCGAUCGAACUCUGUGGAACACACUCCAUAA
Molecule: messenger RNA, 1745 nt
Organism: Stereum hirsutum FP-91666 SS1
Lineage: Eukaryota; Fungi; Basidiomycota; Agaricomycetes; Russulales; Stereaceae
Exons: 10
Coding region: 5-1579 (524 amino acids)
Biological process (GO): protein folding
Cellular component (GO): chaperonin-containing T-complex; cytosol
Molecular function (GO): ATP hydrolysis activity; ATP binding; ATP-dependent protein folding chaperone
Source: RefSeq, a predicted model, not a curated record